Closterium sp. Naga37s-1 is the source of this 1281-nucleotide messenger RNA. The record is from the annotation of a GenBank genome assembly. NCBI's taxonomy places the organism in Eukaryota, Viridiplantae, Streptophyta, Zygnematophyceae, Desmidiales, Closteriaceae.
AUGGCUAAGUACUUCAGCGCCUACCGCAUAGACCACAUCCUGGGGUUCUUCCGCAUCUGGGAGCUGCCUGACCAUGCCGUCUGCGGCAUCCUCGGCCACUUUCGCCCCUCCAUCCCCAUCUCCGCGGAGGAGUUUGAGAAGGAGGGCGUGUGGGACUUCAACCGCCUCUGCGACCCCUACGUGCGCUGCCACCUGCUGCAGGAGAAGUUUGGCCAACGGUGGGCAGAGAUCGCAUCCAAGUUUUUUGAGGAGUACCAGCACCUCUGCUACAGGUUCAAGAAGGAGUACGACACAGAGAAGAAGAUCGUGGCAGCCGUGGAACCCAGAGAGGGGUCGCCCGAGUGGCUGGAGGAGGAGGCCAAGGAGACUCGCAAAGGACUGCUCUCACUCUUCCAGAGCGUGGUGUUGAUCCGCACGCAGGACGACCCGCGCAAGUUCUACCCGCGCUUCGACUGCGAGAAGACCGCCAGCUUCAUGGAGCUCGAUGACCACACCAAGGCGGUGGUGAAGAGGCUGUACCUGGACUACUACUACUCACGGCAGGAGAGCCUGUGGCGCAGCAACGCACUCAAGACGCUGCCCGUGCUCAUGAACGCCUCCGACAUGCUCGCCUGCGGGGAGGACCUGGGACUCGUGCCCGCCUGCGUGCCGCCCGUGCUGGCGGAGUUGGGGCUACUGGGGCUGCGCAUUCAGCGCAUGGCCACCAAGAUAGGCCAGGACUUUGGCAACCCUGCAGAAUACGACUACAUGACGGUGUGUGCGCCGUCGUGUCAUGACACGUCAACGCUGCGUGCGUGGUGGGAGGAGGAGGCGGAGCGGCGUCACAAGUUCUUCCGCUCCGUGCUUGGCUUCAGCUCACCCGCCCCCGACCGGUGUACACCGGACGUGGCGAGGGCCAUCAUCCAGCAGCACUGCGAUGCUCCCAGCGUGUGGGCCAUCUUCCCUCUGCAGGACCUGAUGGCGUUGAGGGAGGAGUAUUUGACACGGCCAGCCAACGACGAGACUAUCAACGACCCCACCAACCCUCGCCACUACUGGCGAUUCCGGGUGCACGUGCGUCUGGAGGACCUAGUGGCGGACUCAGCGCUCAUCACCAGCCUACAGCAUAUGCUGCUUGCCAGCGCCCGCACGGCCCCUGCAGACCUGCCCGACCGGUACCGGUCGUCCGCAGUGGAGUUCCUGGCGCACUCUGUGGGCAGCCUCAGCCUCUCCCACCCGCCCGCCACUCUCGGCGCUGCUCCCUCCCCGCUGCUCACUCUCUCGCUUGGACCCAUUCCUUGA